AUGUACCGAAUUGUCGGAGCUAGUCGGUCGAGAAGGCAAAACGACGAGAUGCUGUUCCGAGCGGCGAAGACGGUGGUAUGCUGCACUCUCGGGCCCAUCGUAUGGGGAUUGCUAUCCCUGCUCUUCCUCCUCCUUAUCGCCCUUGGAAUCACGGCACUUGUGCUCUACUUCGUGUACAAACCGCAGCUACCUGAGUGCGACGUACAGAACGUAACAGUAAACAGACUGAACGUCACUCGCCUGACUUCGUUUCCCUUCAACGAAACGGCCUACGCAGCUCUAGCCACCUUGAGCGCCGCCGACAGAGCAGCCGCAUUGGGCGUCCCAGGCAACUACAGCGCCAAAUCAACUGACCCAUCCUCGCCAUCAGCAUCUCCGUUAUUAGCAUCUCCACUAGAUGCUCUCGGGAAUGCCACCGUGCCGCCAAGGCUCGGUCUGAAUGCUGACGUGGGAUUCACGCUGGAGACGCGGAAUCCGAACAAGGUCGCCAUUGAUUAUAAAUACGUGAAUGUGUCGAUUAUUUACAGAGGCGUCACUGUGGGAAACUCGUCGAUUCCGCCAUUCACGCAGCAGGCGCAGACCAACACGAGUGUACCAGCAGAGCUUCUAGUACUAGACUUCCCACUCGAUAUAGUCACGGGGCCUGUCAUGCUGGCAGAUUUGAACGCUGGAAACGUUCCCCUACAGGUACUACUGCUCCUCUACAUGUUGUGUUCCUCUACAGGUACUGCUCCUCUACAUGUUGUGUUCCUCUACAGGUUGUUCUCCUCUCUGCAUCCUUUGUGGCAUCCGCUCGUUUGGCUUUACCUUGUUUUGAGUCAGACUCAAAAGAAUCAUCUGCUCUUUUGCAUUCCUCUUGUGAGCACGAGCCCUAUCUUUUAG
This is a messenger RNA of Closterium sp. NIES-65, 882 nucleotides long. NCBI's taxonomy places the organism in Eukaryota, Viridiplantae, Streptophyta, Zygnematophyceae, Desmidiales, Closteriaceae. The record is from the annotation of a GenBank genome assembly.